Messenger RNA from Mercurialis annua (annual mercury), 1125 nucleotides. RefSeq lists its product as uncharacterized. The record is from RefSeq and is a predicted model, not a curated record. Gene Ontology annotation, biological process: cytoplasmic translation. Gene Ontology annotation, molecular function: protein binding. Lineage: Eukaryota; Viridiplantae; Streptophyta; Magnoliopsida; Malpighiales; Euphorbiaceae. Bases 153 to 905 code for a protein of 250 amino acids. The transcript has 11 exons.
UUUUUUUUUAAAGUCUGACCCAAAACGGUGCGUUUUCUCUUUUUUGAACACUAACUAGGUUUCAUCAAGCUAACAGCUUGAUUUGGACCAAACAAAAAAUAAAUUCGGAGAAGAGACACUGAUCAAUUAAAAGUAACUUGUUCAUCAAAACCAUGACUGAUUAUGUGCAGGAACAGGAGAUGGAAAUUGAAGCAUUGGAGGCAAUACUAAUGGAUGAGUUCAAAGAAAUUCAUUCAAGUGAGAGUGGGUUAAAUACUUCAAAUCGAUGCUUUCAGAUAACGAUUUCUCUGCAGGAUGAUGAUGAAGAAUAUUCAACUGCAACUCCAGGCCAGCUAGCUCUCAUAUUCUCCCACACUGAGAAGUAUCCAGAUGAACCUCCUCUGCUAAAUGUGCAAAGCAUACGAGGUAUACAAUCAAGUGAUCUUAAAGCUUUGAAAGGAAUGCUUGAACAAGAGGCAACUGAAAAUCUUGGUAUGGCUAUGGUCUACACGCUUGUUUCAUCAGCUAAAGAGUGGCUAUCUGAAAAAUUUAAACAGAUUGCUGGCGGUGAUAACAGUGAAGAUGAAGUGGCAGCUAAAGAUGAGGUAAUUAUACCACAUGGAGAAGCUGUUACUGUUGAAACGUUUUUGGCAUGGAGAGAAAGAUUUGAAGCAGAAUUGGCUCUUGAACGAGCAAAAUUGAUGCCUGAGGCUGUUCUUAGUAUCACUAAGGAGAAGAAGCUUUCAGGCAGACAGUGGUUUGAAAGUGGAAAAGCUAAAGGUGCAGCUGCAGUUAAUGAAGAAAUUGACGAGGAAGAUGAGGAGGAAAUCGACUUUGAUGAUGAUGAUUUUGAAGAUGAUGAAGAUGAUAUGCUAGAGCACUAUCUGGCUGAGAAAACUGACUCAUCGUCGAGGAGAGCCAAUUAAUCGGUACUGUAUUUUGUUCAGCUCCUACUAAAAGCGCCAUAACGCAUGGAGAUCUAUCGGUUUUAGUCAGAAGCACUUCACAUGUAUUUUUGUUCCAUGCCUGUCUCUUCACAUAAAGGAGGGAAUGUAGAUUAGAGUUUUGCAUUUUCUUUCAUUCUAAAAAAGUAUAAUUGAUAUUUUGUACUCAUCAGAAAAAGAAAAAAAGGCUAUUUCACUUGAA